This is a messenger RNA of Hibiscus syriacus, 1322 nucleotides long. RefSeq names its product alpha-galactosidase-like. The transcript is spliced from 15 exons. Lineage: Eukaryota; Viridiplantae; Streptophyta; Magnoliopsida; Malvales; Malvaceae. Gene Ontology annotation, biological process: carbohydrate metabolic process. The record is from RefSeq and is a predicted model, not a curated record. Gene Ontology annotation, molecular function: hydrolase activity, hydrolyzing O-glycosyl compounds. The coding region runs from base 35 to 1237 and encodes 400 amino acids.
AAUCCUUUUGCUUUGUUGGAAUUGAAAAGCUGGCAUGUACAUGGGUGAUUCUUCAUGUUUGAGUUUGGCAGUGGGGCUAAUGGUCUUAUGCGUUCGGCUGGUCUCGGCUGCCGGUGGCCGCUCUAUGAUGAGAGGGGAGACUCUGUUGGCUAAUGGACUUGGUCGGACACCGCCUAUGGGAUGGAGCAGUUGGAAUCAUUUUGGCUGUAAUAUCCAAGAGAAACUAAUCAAGGAAACAGCGGAUGCAAUGGUGUCAAGGGGUCUGGCCAAACUUGGAUACAAAUACAUCAAUUUGGAUGAUUGUUGGGGCGCGUCUAGUCGAGACACCCAUGGAAGGUUAGUUCCCAACGCCACUAAAUUCCCAUCAGGUAUGAAGGCAUUAGGUCAUUAUCUCCACAGCAAAGGAUUAAAGUUCGGCCUUUACGCUGAUGCAGGAACUAGAACAUGUACCGGAACCAUGCCUGGAUCAUUAGAUCAUGAGGGGAAAGACGCACAAACUUUUGCUUCCUGGGGCGUCGACUACUUAAAGUAUGACAACUGUGAUAAUAAUGGUAUAAACCCAGAAGAUAGAUACAAGAAAAUGAGCGAAGCACUUUUGAGGACAGGGAGGCUCAUCUUUUUCUCCAUAUGUGAAUGGGGAAAAGAAAUGGUGGCUACUUGGGGCAAUGAUAUGGCAAAUAGUUGGAGAACAUCCGGAGACAUUCGUGAUAGCUGGGAUAGCAUGGUGUUACGUGCUGAUCGAAAUGAUGAAUGGGCAUCUUAUGCUGGACCGGGAGGUUGGAAUGAUCCGGAUAUGUUGGAAGUUGGGAACGGAGGGAUGACAUUAGAGGAGUAUCGUUCGCAUUUUAGCAUAUGGGCACUGGCUAAGGCUCCUUUAAUAAUUGGGUGUAGCAUACCAAAGAUGACCAAUGAUACUUAUGAAAUACUAAGCAAUGAAGAAGUCAUUGCAGUAAAUCAAGACCUCCUAGGUGUUCAAGGCAAAAAAGUGAAGAAAGAUGGACAUUUAGAGGUUUGGGCUGGUCCUCUACAUGACAAUAAGGUAGCUGUGGUUCUAUGGAACAGAGGUUCCAAAAAAGCAACGGUAACCGCUUGCUGGUCCGACGUCGGCCUCGAUCCAACAGUUGCCGUGAAGGCACGGGAUCUAUGGACGCAUUCGAGUCGAUACGCACUGAGACACCAAUUAUCAGCUCAUUUGGAUCCGCAUGCCUCCAAGAUGUAUAUCCUUUCGCCCCUUUGAAGAACUUGAGAUGAUGCGACUCAUACACAUAAGGAUUAUAUCUAUUUGAGUUGAUUUAUGCCUAAAAGACGUUUAUUUGGACCGU